Molecule: messenger RNA, 1170 nt
Organism: Paramecium sonneborni
Lineage: Eukaryota; Ciliophora; Oligohymenophorea; Peniculida; Parameciidae
Source: the annotation of a GenBank genome assembly
AUGAAUAAUUAUUCCAGAGAUCCACCUAGUAAAAUUUUGCUUCUUGUUAUAACUUAACUAUCUCCAACCUUUCCACUUUGUAAUGAUCUUCUCUUUGAACAAUUUAAUAAAUAUGGUGAAAUCAAAAAGAUUCUCAUUUUCGAAAGAGGAAAGGCUAACAAAGCAUUUGUUGAAUAUUAUGAUGUUAAACAUGCUAUAGAAGCUAGAAAAGAUAAAUUAGGCAAAUAUUUAGCUGAAGGAGAAGGAAAGUACUUACAUUUAAAUAAAUAUAGACUUACAAUACAUUUUUCUCGUCUUAAAAAUCUAGAUCUAGAAGUAGUUGAUAAAUCUCGUGGAACAGAUUAUACUUAAACAAGCAGUACAAACUCAGAUUCUAUGAAACACUCUAAUACUGAUGAUCCAAAUGUUCUUAGAUAAUAGAUUGAAUCAUUUACUCGUACUUUCACACAAACUUCUUAAACUAAUAUAACUCCUGCCAGAAAUGAUGAAAUUAAUAACUUAUUAAAUUCAGAUUCUGAUAAUGAUGAUGAUAUUGAUAUCUGGAAAUAAUAGAAAUUGUAAGCACCUUAAAUCUCAUAAGAUAUUUAAAAUAUUAUCACUCAAAAACCAUCCAAAAUUAUUAAAGUAACAACAAUAGAUGAAAGAGUUACUGCCAAAAUGCUCUAUAAUAUUUUUAACAAAUUUGGAAAUGUCGAAGAACUUCUAUAUGAAAAAUAAAUGUAAAGACUCUUUGUUAGAUAUUAAACUUAAGAAUUUGCUCAAAUUGCCAAAGAAUAUUUAAAUAAUAUUUAAUUUUUUGAUCAAUAAGUAAUCAAAAUAUAUUAACCUUUUUAGUGGCGAAUUUCUUAUCACCCUUUACAACAAUUAUAACCAACUACCAUUUCAGAUGAAUAUCUUACAUAUUAUAUUCCUAAUGCACCUAAAAUCAUUGUUCCUUUAUCAAAAACUAUCAUAAUAAGUGGUGUAACCGAAGCUAUGGAAAUUUCAGAAAUGAUGAGAUUAGUUGCUAAAGUCACUGGUAAUUCUUCUUAUUAUAUUUUAGAAAUUAAAAUUGUAGCUGCUAAUACUCUUGAAAUUACAAUGAUCAAUAUUUCAGAAACUUUAAAAAUCAUAGCAGUUUUCUCUGACUAUGAAUACAAAUACCAAAAAUUGAUUAUUUCUAUUAAAUGA